AUGCAUCCGACGCAAUCACUCCACAUUUCAGGUGAAGCUGAGUGUCAGGAUGCCAAUGAUGUGAGUCUCAAAGUGGUCACCUCCACACUGGGCUGCCUCUGGGACCUGCACGCGCAGCUGCGAUCGGAUCGCGACCGUGGCCGCGCCGAGAUCCAGCAGCGAUUGCUGGCCAAGAAGGCAACGAUGAGGCCAGGCGCACGUCAAAUUGGCAGUGCCUGGCAGCUCGGCAAGGUGAUUGGCCAGGGAGCUCAUGGAGUGGUCUAUCACGCGCUGGACUCCGCAUCAGGCGAGUCCUUCGCCGUGAAAGUCAUGGAGGAGUCCCGGGAGCUUCACCAAGAGCUUGAGAUGCUCCAGUCGCUGGAGCAUGAGCACAUCGUUAGUUUCCUGGGCCAUGAAAUCCAUGACCGGCAGCUCUACAUCUUCCUUGAGUACAUGCCAGAAGGCACCCUCAAGGACAAGAUUGAGGAGUUUGGCGCCUUUCAGGAGGACCUUUGCGCUGCUUUGGGUGAGCAGGUGCUGAAAGGCUUGGAGUACUUGCACGAGCAACAGGUCCUGCACCGAGAUUUGAAGUGCAGCAAUCUUCUGCUCGACGUCUCAGGGAGGGUAAAAAUCUCCGACUUUGGCUGCUCGCGCUGGAUUGCAAAGGAGGUCCUCGCGAUGUCCCUGGUUGGUAGCCCUUUCUGGCUCCCGCCUGAGUUGCUCAUUGGUGCUCCCUAUGACCAGAGCGCCGACAUUUGGUCCUUCGGCUGCUCGGUCAUUGAGCUCCUGACGGCGCUGCGCCCUUGGGCGACCCAGGUCACUGCCGACAAUCCCUUGGCCGCUGCCCAUCAGAUCCGCAUCCUCACGGAGAAGGGCGAGAGACCUUCCCUCCCAGAGUCUUCCGAGUACUUCUCGGAGCCUUGCCGCGACUUCCUCUACACCGCCUGCCUGCGCUGCGCAGCCGCGGAGAGACUCCCGGCCAAAGACCUGCUGCAGCACGCCUGGCUCCGCCGAAAAUGA
This is a messenger RNA of Symbiodinium natans, 999 nucleotides long. The record is from the annotation of a GenBank genome assembly. NCBI's taxonomy places the organism in Eukaryota, Dinophyceae, Suessiales, Symbiodiniaceae.